CAGUCUCCUGAGAGUGCUCCGUGCCUGUGUCCGUAUAUUGUACAAUAUGUGAGCACUUUUCAUGCGAGUAUACAUAAUCACAAAUAGGUACAUAGACGUAGAGGUUGUUAUGGUAUCCGAUACUUGCGCAUCUAUUAGACCCAGAAUAUUAUACCUGAACCCUCGAACUAAAAGUUCAUAAAUAAGUUGUGCAUAUACGAACGAGCGGAAUUACGAAUUUGUGCGUUCUUCCAGCUAUUCCCUAAUCAAUUCAUUUGUGUUUUUGAUAGACCUUGAGCUACAGUAGCGUGUCAAUUUGAAACAUUAAUGGACAUCGUUAACAAUAGAUCUUUAGCAAAGGUACUUUAGUAUUUACUUAAAUAUAUAUAGCAGUUGCAGCACACUUAAUCUAGAAGCAUGGUGCACAUCGACGCGGUGGCGGAGAUCAAGUUGCCAGCCGCCGAAUAUUGGUCUGUUCGGAACACAAAGGAGUUUCUAGCUAUCGAGUGCAAAUACUUGAACAAUGCUUCAAAAUACUGCUUAGAGGAGACUUUAGAACCAAAAACAGGUAGAUUAUUACACCAAAGCUUGCAAACUACACCGGAUCUAUCUAUAGUACCGCCAUUCCUGUUAAGUAUGCUUCCUGGGGAAAAGGGUAUUGUGCUGACAGAUAGUAUUGACUUCAAUCUGAACGAUCCUUUGACACCGUAUGCAUUUACUGCCACCACAGUACCCUCUGUGUUCUACGAGAAAGCAGAUAUAGUAGGUUACACGCGUAUAGUGCCAAGCAAAGACAAUCGCACAUGUACACAGACAGUGAGUAUGGAUGUAAAAGUAAAUCAGUGGGGCGUUGGAGGCCUUGUGGAGACCUUGAUCUCGAACGGUAUAUACAAUGCUUACAAGCAAUUGCCGAAGAUGGUUGACGACUGGAAGCAAAAUUGUGCCGCCGAUGUAUACGAGCGUAGCUUGCAGGCACACUCGGACAGAGAGAAAUUGAGGGAAAAAGAAAGAAAGGAAAAGCGCAACCAGAGGAGGAGGUUAUCAACCAAGUCUUCAUCUAAAAGUCUGGGCGGGGACAGUUGGUGUGCACCGAGCAGCGCAAGUAAAGCUGAAGAUGACAGCGAUAAUGAUAGUUUAUACUCCACGGAUAGUUUGUACUUCGACCCAGACAAUGCCAUACUGGUGGAAUACGGGAAUGGCUCGCAUAGUGAAACCACGGUGGAUAGCGGUGUGGGUGUCGAGGAUGAUGAAAUCAGGAAGUACCAAGAUAUUCCUCUCACCAUCACUUCGGAAUCCGAGCUAGUCGAGUCAGUUAUGGGCCAAAGGCAGAGCUGUCAACCCGGAGGUGUGUCCAUGUCAAUGUCCUCUACCCUCCAAAAGAGGGACUCACUGGACGUAGAUAACUUCGUGGGUACCCAGAGACAGGACAAAACUUGGCUUAAUUGGAUGUCGUGCUCAGCAUCUAUCAUCCCGUCAUGCUUUUAGAUUGGCUAUGCUUAGUCAGAGAUGCCUUUGACCGUCUUAGAUAGUCAGAGAUACAUUAGUGCGAGUUACGUUGGCAUCCCGUCGUGAUUGUGGACCGGAAUAUCCUAUAUAGAGACAUGUUUGCCUAUCAAUCUCCGUGGGAUGGCUUCCGGUCGUACUUUGACUAUCGUCGCGACAUAUACUUUAAUAGUCACAGUAGCUUGCACGCUACAUGUAGUUGUGUUUUGCAUUGUACAUCGAGGUUUCAGGCUGACCUUCUGUUGGUCACGGUUGUGUCCGCUUGUAAACAGGCCGAAUCUGUCUUUGCCCACGUAUCGGUAGAUAUUUCUGACGGCGCACGAUCACAGGACUGGUGGGGAAACUGAUGUAACGGGCUUAACAGGCCGUCAGCAGCAUCAGCGAAUCAGUCCCAAGCACACACAGUCACGGAGGCAGUCCACUAUCAUAGAGUCAAUCGAAGUAGGCGUUGGCAAAGGGUCAGAUAAGCUCGUUGGAGCAGAUUUCUGUCCUUUCAGAAGUUAAAACGAGAUUUUGGCCUCGUCAAGCCAAUACGGUGCCCUCGGCGUUUCACUAUUAGAGCGACACAAACACUGGGGAGGCGUGUCGUUUUGCGAUGUUGUCAAAUGGCGCAUAGACUUCCGGUUGAGAUGGGGAUGGAUAGUGGAAACGAGACGAAUAGCAUAGCAAGAGCUUUUGUAUGUAAAUCAAAAAACCAAAAAUAAUUGGGAAUAGAUUCUAGAAGUAGAUCCCUAGAGCCCAUAAAUAUUGCGGGAGAUGAUCAGUUUGAUCACGUGGCCCGUGUCGUGGCUAUCCGACGCAGUUUCAGUAGAAACCUAUUUGCGAGCAGAGCCUGGCGCAUAGGUAUUGAGUAUAAUACCUAAUGUUAGUUUUGAAACAAAAUUUAGCAAA
This is a messenger RNA of Sphaeroforma arctica JP610, 2373 nucleotides long. RefSeq lists its product as hypothetical. The coding region runs from base 397 to 1464 and encodes 355 amino acids. The transcript is spliced from 2 exons. Lineage: Eukaryota; Ichthyosporea; Ichthyophonida. The record is from RefSeq and is a predicted model, not a curated record.